This is a messenger RNA of Anopheles gambiae (African malaria mosquito), 4308 nucleotides long. RefSeq lists its product as uncharacterized. NCBI's taxonomy places the organism in Eukaryota, Metazoa, Arthropoda, Insecta, Diptera, Culicidae. Gene Ontology annotation, molecular function: signaling receptor binding. Bases 542 to 2821 code for a protein of 759 amino acids. The transcript is spliced from 5 exons. The record is from RefSeq and is a predicted model, not a curated record.
AACUGUCAAACGGCGAACGUCAUGCCAGGCAGUGCGAGUACGGAACGGUGCUGUUGUUUGGCUACAUUUUAUGGGUUUCGUAGGUGUUAAUUUUCGUUUCUUGUUGUUUUUUCGGUUUAAUUUGUUCGCGUGUUUUGCCGAACGCGAAGGUGUAAAUUUUAUUGCAGCCCGUCGUGAGCCGUGAGUUAUAUUGAGGUGGAAAAGUUUCGUGCCUAUUGGAGGACGCUUUUGCGGGCCCGAACCAUCGAAAAGCUGUUCCGUGGUGUCAACGCACACCUACACGGGGAGGGGGGCCUAGGGAGCGUUCCAAGGCAAUGGUAGCAGCAUCAUUUGCGGAAGUAAUCUAGCAAACAGCAAACAGUGUGGUUUUGUUCUUUUUGCGGGAUCAUCAACUCCUCGAUCAUCCAGCAGCUGGAGCCUGUGCGUUCAUCACAACCAAUCUUCAUCGACACCAUUUGUUGGGGCUAGUGUUCCAAAUCCGUCCCACGCACCAGUGCGUACAUGAAGCAGAGGCAACCCGUCAAACCGUAAAGAGUUAGCGAUGGACCGUCAUAACGAACAGCAACAACAACACCGGCAGCAUCUCCGUUCGGAGCAGCAGCAGCAACAACAAUGCGAUCUGGCGGAACAGCAGCUGCUGGUGGGAGAAGAGGGCGUACUUGCAGCUGAAACAGAACACCAAGCACCGUUCGUCCAGUGCGGGGCAGCGGAAGCCAGCGUGGAACUGGCCGGUGCAGAAUGUUCCGGCUCGGCUCGCGGACCCGCUAACGUUCGAUCCCGGGUACGCUACUGGCUGAACGAUAUCGUCGAUGAAAUGCGAAAGAAAAGCCCGGCCUCGGUACAGAAAUGGGUCGAUUCGAUACAGAUACCGUCCGGUGCCGGUGCGGGUGAGCAAUCGACCGGUUCCGAUGCACAGAUCACCACAGGACAGGACAAUGAUCCGUCGGCGUACGUGUCCAACUACACCCGGUCCGAUCAGCUAGCGGCGGGAACGGCGCCACAAACAGAAGGACACGAUCGGCCUGACCGCGGCUGGACGGGUGCCACCGAAACCAGUGAACCGCUCGAAACGGACAGCGAAGAAGAGCGGCAAGUAUUCGCGUACGAGCAUCAGCAGCAGCACAGCGACCAACCGGACCGCGUACUUAUCGAUAGCGACCUGAACAAGCACAGCAGUACAAGCAGCACCACUAACCAUGGCCUUCCUUCGGAGCCACCGAUCAGUUCUCUUGCCACCAGCACACCGAAAGCGGUCAAGCCGGACGAGGGUGCGAAACAGAUGCCAGUAAGCGAAGGAGCAGCACCGUCCGGGCUGUCGAUUCGGAACUUUUUGUCGAAAAAAUCGCUGCUCGGAAAGUUCAAUCGAUCCGGAUCGAAUCUCGAGCAGAGUCCGCCGACGACGACGACGACAGCAGGGGAAGGUGUGGCUGAGAUGGGAAAUCCGGAACAUGUCGAGCAUGGCCGGCACAGUACGGAGAAGGGAGAAGUCACAGCCGCGCCUUCACCCUUCGUGGUGGGAAAGAGCAAAAUAAACGAGUUCUAUGACAAGCUGAACAUGAACAAAGCCAAGUACGGUUUGAUGAAGGCGAAAAAUCUGGACAUUCGCAACAUGCUGAGCGGCGGUAGUCGGGAAAGCGCCGACGCUCGAAAGGCCCACGAAGCACAGCCCGUCCAGUCGGGUGCGGAUGAGCCAAACCCCGUUGAGAGUGGCUUCGAGGGUGAGCUGGAACCGCCGGCGAGUGAAUCGGAGCACGAGCGAUCCGUAUCGCCGCAGCAUCACGAACCGCUGGAGGUCAGCGUCGUCGAUGUGGAUCCGACCGAUCCGUACGAGUUUUCCUUCGACGAAUCGUUCCCCAAGUCGGACGAGCUCAUCCCGGGCAUGAUCAGCGAGGAGGACGAGGAGGAGAAGGAAAACAUACUCGACGGUGCGCCCGUGCUGCCGGGCUACGGGUACGAUGCGUACCUGAACCCGCCGAAGCCGAAGACGCACCGCAUGGGCAUUGGGCGGAUCGGGCGCAGCUCGAGUGAGAAUCCGCGCGCCACUGCCCGGCGCUACAAUCUGAUGGAGAUUGGGCGCAGCUUCAGCGAGAUGAACGACGACGACGAUUCGUUCGCGAUCAGCGAGUGCAACAACAGCUGCCCGAAUCCGUCCUCGCUCAACACGAGCUCGAGUAUUAACGAGCAUGGAAGCGUCAGCAAUCUCACCCGCUCCGUGCCGGUCAGCCCGAUACCGCGCACGUCGAGCAAGCUCAGCAUUCAGCAGGACCACCCGUCGCAACACCAGCUCCACCAGCAGCAGCAACAACCGCUGCACCAGCAGCAAUCGUCCCCGAGGCGGCGCAGCACGAUGCUGGUGAAGGACAGCUCGCUGCAGUCCGACUCGAGCCGAUGCUCCAGCGUGGAGAGUUUGCUGAACGCGCGCAAACCGGACCCGGAGAAGAUACUGCUCAAUCUGGGCUUUGGACCGGCACCGCACAGUACGGACGUAUUGGCCAAAAUACCCAAACGGUUUUUAAAACCCUCCCAAGUGCGUGGCGUCGAUACGGAAGCGUUCCUGCGCCAGCAGCAGCUGUCGAUGCACAUCCACGAGAACAGCGUGCUCGGCUAUCGGGGGCUUGUAGGUAAUCCACACAUUCCACCGUCGAUGAUAGUGGCCAAAAUUAUGGAACGGUUUCAGGAGAAUGACUCAAAGACUCGUCUGACGGCGGCGGGCGUGCCGCUGCUGCAGCCCGACAGCCGCAACUCGUCCGGCCCACCGUCACCGGUACCGAUGUCACGGCAUGCCUCUCUAGCGACGGCCGAUGGUCGUUUGAAGUACUAACUCUAACCACCCCUCCAAUGGGAGGCGCCAACGCCGCCGCCGCCGCCGUACACGCCGAACAGCGAGACACAGCGGACGACGUCCUCCUCAAAGUGAUACUUUUUUAUCGUACUACCGGAUACCGCUCAGCAUAUCGCUGCUCAUACAAUCAAAACACAACACCGUUUAGGAGAAUUACCAUUUUUACCAACCUUUCGAAAAACCGCCACAAAUUACGUGCGAUGCAGAUGAGAUUUUAAACAGUUAGCGUUAGACAGCGAAUCCCGACAGAUAAGGGCAAGGCGACCUUUUACCACUCCUUACUCUGAGCAUCUAUUUUAACAAAUGCAUCGACCAUGUUUGUGAACCUUUUGUGCACUCUUUGCGGAACUGCUAUACUUAGUCAAAAUGGAACGCGUACUAUUGUACCGCUUUAAACAAAAAAUCGACUUUCUCCAAACGAGCUUUUAUGAGAUUGUAGACUUUGUAUAUCUUCGAUAUUCCCUGUUUCUCUAUAUUUUUCUAUCGAUCAGCAUUAUUUAUAUCAAACUCAAACAAUACACACACACAGCAAAGGUUGAGUUGGGGGAGUUUUAGCUACAAGCGAAGAGUUUUUAAAAAGUCUGUGAAAAGAGACAUUUAAACUAAUUGACAAGCGAACUGUAGAGAGAGACUGUAAAACAGACGAGAAAACCGAUACGGCGUCGCACGCAUUCCUUUUCGUGGAAAAGUUUGUUUUCUUUCGUACCCUGCAGCCCUAGGCGCACACUCACAGCUUUAGAGACUCCUUUAUAUAGGCCUUGCUGUGAAGCGGAAUCAGUGUUGUGUAGCAUUAUUUACCCCCCGUAGGAUGUAAAGUAGGUUCGGUGUAAGAUGAAAUGGUGUAAGAUAUUAGUAGGAAAUCCACUGAUUUGUUAGCAAAUGCGAGAUAGAGAAAAAAAUGUAAAAGGCACAAGCUAUCGGUGGCUAAAAUAAGAACAGUUUCGUAAGUGAUUGCACCAAGGCGAGACGAAAUGAAUAGCAGGGAAAAAAAGGAGUUGAAAUUAAUAGAUAAAAAGCAGGAAUCUUGCGGGAUAAGAUAGCACCUCAGUCUAGAAGUAGUAUCUUUUAUCUAAAUUAAAGAAAACAAAUCAUUAAAAAAAUCUCUCUCACUCUCUCUUUAUAAAUGCAUAUCUAUCAUAUCAGUGAUGCGUGCUCUCCCGUGUUGUUGCACAGGUGUCGGAAGCAUGUAGUGAGAUCGUUCCAGAUUGAAACUUAAUAGCAAUAGUUUUAUUGUACUUCGUUUCACAUACAACCGUUUCGAAGCUGGGGAGCAAAAGUUAUAGUAUUUCUUCAUAAACUACUACUUUUAUAAAGUUACACAUUUUACGGCUAGGAAGGGGAUCUAUUUCGCGCGAGGGCUCUAUUGCGGUCAUUUAUCUAGCGUUAGAAUCUCCUAUCACGCGACACUGGGAAACUAAAAGCACUUGUUAGAAAUGAAUAAACGUUGUAACGUAAAAGCUCUUGAA